CACUGAUCUUGCAGUUCUACCCUCACUCAAGGUCCUGUUACGGUUUCGCUAGAGCUGAGGGCACAACAGGCAUGUCCUCGCAAGAAGAUGAACCAUACGAUGGCGAAAGCAGUUCUCAACAUGUGAAAAAGAGACGCAUACAACGAGCCUGUGAUUCUUGCAGGCGAAAAAAGAUCCGAUGCGAUGGAACGCGGUUGCCGAGUAAUAAGUGCUCAAAUUGCGCAACUUUCAACUACGAUUGUACUUUUGUUGAAACUGCGAAGAAACGAGGACCCUCUAAAGAGUAUGUAGAGGGUCUGGAGAAUCGACUCGACCAUAUGGAGAAGCUCUUGCGCAAGUUUUGCCCAGAUUUAGACUUAUCUAAGGAAUUGGAUGGUCGUCCUGAUAACGCCUCUUGCUUCACCGAUCGCGGUGCAGAUAGUACUGGCAGAUCGACCGCAGCGCGAGGAGCUCAGGUCGUAACCCAAGCUGUCGUCCCCCCGCCUCCUGAUGCGAUUUCUAACUCUACUGAGCCAGACGAACUCGAGCCCAGCGAUGACGAAACGGUGGCGCAUCGUACCCUUAUCGAAAGCUUUUCACGGAUGCGCAUGGAUCCUACUGCGCCUUGGUACUUUGGCAAAUCAAGCAACCUCAUGUUCUUACGGAAUGCCGUGGAUCUCAAACGAGAAUACUCCGGAAAUGGCAAAGAAGAACGACCGGACACCACUUAUGCCAAUACAGGCUUGCCAUACACUCGUUGGAGUGAUUCCUACAACAUAUAUCCUUGGUUGUCAGACCCAUUGAAAGACCAGCUGAAGCCUCAAAAGCCUCUAUUAUUCCCUGAUAAAAGCACCAUGUUCAAGCUCAUUGACAUCUACUUCUCAAACGUCAAUAUUUAUCUACCACUCCUCCAUCGGCCUACGUUCGAAGCAAGUAUCAAGGAAGGUCUGCAUCUUCGCCAUGAAGCUUUUGGCUCCACAGUCCUACUUGUCUGCGCCAUUGCGGCGAGGACUUCGGACGACUCGCAAGUGCCGGGGUCAGAACCAGAGAAGAGUCCGUUUCCGCGCGGAUGGGAAUGGUUCAGACAAGUGCGGAUAAUACGCAAGUCAGUUCUGGCCCCUCCACAAUUGUACGACAUGCAGAUUUACUGCCUCACUGCUUUUUAUCUACAAGGAACUUCGGCGGGUCAUACCUGCCGUACCAUCAUUGGUAUUGGCAUCCUCGCGGCUCAAGACUUGGGUGCACACCGCAAGAAGGUUUACAGCCCGAAACCGACCGCCGAGGAGGAGUUGUGGAAGCGUGCGUUCUGGGUCCUAGUGGUCAUGGAUAGAGCGAUGAGCUCUGCUCUCGGGCGCCCGUGUAUAAUUCAGGAUGAAGACUAUGACGUCGAUCUGCCGAUAGAGUGUGAUGACGAGUACUGGACAAAUUCAAACCCCGAAAUAGCGUUUACGCAACCUUCGGGGAAGCCGUCAACCGUGGCGUUCUUCAAUUGUCUCAUCACGCUGAAUCGGAUUCUCUGGUUCACCCUCCGUACUAUUUACUCCAUCAACAAAUCCAAAGCGCUACUGGGCUUCGUCGGUAAGCAGUGGGAGCAACAGAUCGUGGCUGAGCUAGACUCGGCAUUGAACAAAUGGGUCGACUCUGUACCCGAUCACCUGCGAUGGGAUCCGAACCGGGAGGAUAUUACAUUCCUCAACCAAUCCGCGACGCUCUAUGGAGCGUAUUACACGAUUCAAAUAUUCGUGCACCGACCAUUCAUCCCAUCUCCACGCAAGCCAUCUCCGCUAUCGUUCCCGUCGCUGGCUAUCUGUACCAACGCGGCACGGUCUUGUAUACACGUUUUGGACAUUCAGUUCAAACGCAGCAGUCAACUGUUGUACCUCAACACGAUGUGUCUGUUCACUUCCGGGGUUGUGUUGCUACAAAAUAUCUGGGCCGGAAAACGAUUGGGGCUGACAAUCGACCCCAACAAAGAGAUGGCUGAGGUGCACAAAUGCAUGAAGAUGUUGAAGAGCAUCGAGCUCCAGUCGUUCUUAGCUGGUCGCCUAUUGGAAGUAUUGCGCGAGCUAGCAUCAUUCGGCGAUCUACCCCUACCGGCUAUGCCUCAAAGCCAUAAGCGCGAACGGGAUUCGGAAGGCUCGUCGAACGUUACCGACGAUCCUAUGCCCUCCAACUCAUCUGCUACGAACUCGACGACGCGCAACAUUGCUGGGUCAAAACGUGCAUCGAGAGAUGUCACCCCGGUAACUGCCUCAACGGCCGGCCGCCAGUCAAUGCCACCACAAGUCAUGACUAAUCCAGACGAGCCCUCCAAUGGGGUUGAUCAGACAAACAUGUUCACCUUCUCCCUCCCCAUUCACAGCGAUGAGCUGGGGCGACUGCCGCUGCAUCCUUGUUUCUCCAUUGACACCAAGGUUCCGUCAUCAAUUGGCAGUUCCUGGUACGGCACAGCGCCUCCUGGAACGUCCAAUUUUGCCUCUCCGAUCUCCAGUGUUCCGCAAGCAAGACCUUCAAUGGCUCCCGUGGGUACUAACGGGCUGAAUGGCGGGCUCGAUCCGGCGAUUGUACCGAUGUUCACUGCUUCUGACUCGGAUGUGUAUGAUUCCAUCUUCGGGAUCAUGCCCGACUCGUAUCCGGCGCCGAGGGCUCAGGAUUUUCGGGCCCCGCUGCAGUCCGCGCAGGAUCCAGGGUUGUCGUUACCUGAUGAUAUUCAGCGUAUGGGUCCGGAGUCGUUCUUCAUGGACAACUCGCUGGCUAUGUGGUCCGCUGCGCCGAGUGGGUUCGAAUGGGACGAUUGGGACACCUAUAUCAGCGGCUUUAAUGCUUUGAACAGUCCGACGGGAUCAUCGCAGCCUCCUAGAGGAUGAUUGUAUCGUAGUGCCGAAGUUAUUUAUCGUACGGCUGGGUCGUCAAUAAUAUUCUAGAGCGUUUUCUUAUACCAUUGCUCCGUGC
Laetiporus sulphureus 93-53 is the source of this 2931-nucleotide messenger RNA. RefSeq lists its product as uncharacterized. The coding region runs from base 72 to 2846 and encodes 924 amino acids. Gene Ontology annotation, biological process: regulation of DNA-templated transcription; DNA-templated transcription. The transcript has 15 exons. Gene Ontology annotation, molecular function: DNA-binding transcription factor activity, RNA polymerase II-specific; DNA binding; zinc ion binding. NCBI's taxonomy places the organism in Eukaryota, Fungi, Basidiomycota, Agaricomycetes, Polyporales, Laetiporaceae. The record is from RefSeq and is a predicted model, not a curated record.